AUGCUUAUUGGAAUAACCCACACUGUUUUGUCUAAUAAAGACGAUGUUAUCAAAUUGCUUAAAAAUGAGUUCGAGUUUAAAGAUGGAAAAACCGAAUUGACCAAAUGGAAUGCUAAGCCUAAAGAUGAAAAAACCGAAUUGACCAAAUGGAAUGCUAAGCCUAAAGAUGAAAAUAAGAGUACAUCAAAACUCUUAUUAGAAAUGGUCAAAAUGAAUUAUAAGACGAAAUACGUGAUUGAGGUUGAGACAGAAGAAGAAUUAUAUGAAUACAAACAAUGCACUCUUUUCUUAUUAUUGGCUGUGGAUGAUGCAUUAAGCGCUCGUUAUGAAUCAUGGAUGAAAGACAACCGAAAAAAAGACAACAACCAGAAGGAAAGUGAAAAAAAAAUCAAGGUUUCUGAAUUUACGCAAAAAAUUGAUAAUGAUAAUAAGAAAAACCAUAAAAUGAUGUCCAUGGCUGAUUUCACUGUGUCAACUGAUAAUAAACCAAAUGAUGAACUUUAUCAAGAGAUAUCAGAGAUAUUGGGAAAACCAUUACGAUCAUUGAAAGAGGAUUAUUUUAUGUAUUUAGCGGAAGUGACAGCGUCAAGAACCAACUGUAUGAGUCGUAAGGUUGGAUGCAUAUUAGUUAAAGACGAUUAUAGAGUAAUCGCAACUGGAUAUAAUGGAACACCCACAAACAUAGGUAAUUGCAUUGAUGGUCGUUGUGAUUGUUGUAAAGGUAUCAAAGAAGAAGGAAGGGAUAAUUGUAUAUGUAUACACGCGGAAGAAAAUGUAUUAUUGAUAGCCGGAAGGGAAGCAGAGGGUUGUACUCUUUAUUGUACUACUCGGUAUAAAGAUUUGGAGAAGGUCGUUGAAUUAUUUGAAGAAGCCAAUAAAAAAGCUAGUGAAAAAGCUAAUAAAGCUAAAGAAGAAGCCGAAAAUAAGACUAAAGACAAACUUGAAUACACUGUAAAUGGAGAAAUGAGUCUCAUUCCACAUAAGCCUCAGACAAAAAGAUUCGAAUUAUACCCUUUAAAGAAACAAGCCGCUAAGUAG
Messenger RNA from Dentiscutata erythropus, 1038 nucleotides. Lineage: Eukaryota; Fungi; Glomeromycota; Glomeromycetes; Diversisporales; Gigasporaceae. The record is from the annotation of a GenBank genome assembly.